GAGGGCAGGCGGGCAGGGCGCAGGGCCGUCUGUGCGCUGGGCUGUGGCCCGGUUUUGUGCCGGGUUGCCCCGGCUGUUCCGUGCUGGGUGAGGCGGGGGUUGGCCGGGCACGGCCUGUGUGUGCGCCGGCUGCGAGGAGAGCCCCGCGAGGCUCCCGAGGAGCAGCACCGCGCUGCACGGAUUCCUUAAUAAAGGGCUUUUUACACUUCUGCCAUGAACCGUGCUUAAUUACGGUGCGUUUUGCAUGCUUCUCGGCUGGGGCACGUGUGCUGGGCCCUGCGAGGCGGUGCUGCUCCCUCGCACAGCUCCUACAAGCAGGCCGUGCUGCCGGGUGCGGUGCCGAGCCCUUUCCGUGCUCCACAUCCUUGCAGAUCCAGCAACGCGUCCCGUUGGCAGCCUGAAGGCCGGCCGUGCUCGCACAGCCCCGCCGCAGAGCCCUGCGCUGCACCCUGCCGGGCGAUGCUCACCGCCCACCCGCAGCUCCCGUAACUCCAGCCCCGCUCCCGGGAGUGCCGGCACCACCUCAGCGUGUGCUCCGCAUGACUCAGGACGCUUCCCUUCAUUUUGUGCGUUUGUCUUCCUCCUGACGUCAGCAGGUGUAGCUCUGUGGGCAGGGAUGCGGCGUUCCCCCGCCGAGCCUGUGUUUAAAUGGAACGGAUCCGGCUGCUGGCAGAAAGGAGCACAGUGCAGCCUGAGGAAGGAGGCCCAGCCGCUGCCCAUGAAGCCCUACAGACACCCGCAGCUGCAGCCGUGCCGUGCUGCAGGAAGGGCCAUCCUGCCCAUCCCCACUGCGAGGACAGCUGCCUCUCGGAAGAGAGGAAAUGUAAGGACUGCAUUCAUGACCCGGCCAUAGGAAAGCCAAGCCCUAUGAACAAAAGCUUCUGAGAGUAAAA
Molecule: messenger RNA, 893 nt
Organism: Gallus gallus (chicken)
Lineage: Eukaryota; Metazoa; Chordata; Aves; Galliformes; Phasianidae
Exons: 2
Coding region: 245-853 (202 amino acids)
Source: RefSeq, a predicted model, not a curated record